AUUAUCAAAGAACUCGCGCUAGCAAUCGAGGUGCAUAUUCUACCAAAAUGCAUUCAAGAGGGUCUUCAAAGAAUAAGAAUAGAUCCAAGUCAGAAAAUGAGAAUCAAAGUCAUGGAGAUUACAUGUCUGAGAAAAUUCGAAAACUUGAGGAGCAGUUCCGAAGUGAUGCACCAACAAAUAAGGAGAAGUCAGGAACGUCGACGGCCAUAUUUCGCGGGGUCACCAUCCAUGUGAACGGUUACACAGAUCCUUCGUCAGAUGAACUGAAGCGACUGAUGACAGUGCAUGGUGGGAUGUAUCAGCACUACUACUCUGUAUCAAGGGUCACACAUAUCAUUGCAACGAACCUUCCCUAUGCCAAGUUGAGGCAGUUGAAGAAUGAGAAGAUUGUCAAACCUAACUGGAUAACAGACAGCAUCAAGGCUGGUCGCUUGCUUCCUUCCUUGCCCUAUGAACUGUACACAGACCGGUCUUCUCGUCAAAACCAAGCUGUUCUGACGUAUUUCAAGGGACCAAAAGACAAAUCCGGUGCUUCAAACGUUCCUUCGACAGCAACCAAAGCAGCUCAAGAUGAAGAAGCAAGUGACAAUGUUCCUCAAAAACAGGACACAGGUUCUGCUCUUUCUGAGGCAGACAAGAGUUUUGAUACACCCGACACAAACACCCAUGGAAAAGGCAGAUCGAUCGGCAUGGCCACUGCAGGAGACUCUAACUUCCUGUCAGAGUUCUACAACAAUUCUCGACUGCAUCACAUAUCAACAUGGGGAGCGGAGUGCAAGGCGUAUGUUAAUGAACUCCAAAGAAACGGGGAUGCCACUUUUCCAGGAAAGCAGAGGCUCCUUGCCAUCUUGAAAGAAAAGAGGCAAGGUCCAGCCGAGAAAUGUGAGCUUGGAGCGGGUGGGACACAGGAUGAUGAAGAGCGAGAGUGGAUUGAGGAUUCCACGGUAGGUACCGAAGGAAGGGAAGGUCGGACUACAAGAUCAAACAAGAAGGCUGCAAAAAAGGAGACUACGAGAAGGAUUAUGCACAUUGACAUGGACUGUUUCUUUGUAUCCGUUGGUCUAAUCAAACGGCCAGACCUUGUUGAAAAGCCUGUAGCCGUGACGCACUCAAAAGGACAGAGCGGCAUGUCCGAGUACAGGCAGGAAAUCAGUCAGUUUGAGCGGGAGUAUUAUGAAAAGAAGUAUGGUUCUGAUGCCUCACGCCAGAACCACAAGGAAGACCAGAGCAACUGUUCUGCAGACUCCGAAGGGACUGGUAAAGCAGGAGGGGCAGUGUCUUCGUCCAGUAGCAAACCUAAAGACACUUUCCACUCAAUGGCUGAUAUUGCCUCUUGCAACUAUGAAGCUAGGAAAGCUGGUGUAAAGAACGGUAUGUCCAUGGGGAGAGCUAAGUCGCUGUGCCCUGAACUCCAGACGAUUCCGUACGACUUUGACGGCUAUAAGAGGGUCUCGCAGAAGCUCUAUGAUAUCGUAGCCAGCUACACACAUGACAUUGAGGCAGUAAGCUGUGAUGAGAUGUUUGUUGAUAUCUCCGGGAUCUUGAAAGAGACUGGAGCCUCUCCCGAUGACUUUACUCGGGUUCUUAGACAAGAGAUCAAGGAUGAAACACAGUGCAAUGCCUCUGCUGGAAUUGCUUCCAGUAUCCUUCUUGCCCGAAUGUCCACCAGGGUGGCUAAACCGAAUGGACAGUUCAUCUUAGAAUCUCAUGCUGUUGAUGACUUCAUUAGGACCCAACCAGUCAAAGACUUACCAGGGGUUGGGAGGUCCACUACUCGCAAGAUGGAAGCACUGGACAUCAAAACCUGUGCUGACUUGCAGCAGCUGUCCAUGGGGGCCAUACAGAAAGAGUUUGGACAGAAGACCGGUCAGAUGCUCUACGGAUUCUGCCGAGGGCUGGACGAUCGACCGAUACGCCAGGAGCAGGAGAGGAAAUCGGUUUCGGCGGAGGUGAACUAUGGCAUCAGAUUUAAACAGGAGGCCGACUCUGAGAAGUUUAUCACAGAGCUAGCAGCAGAGGUCCACAAGAGACUUACGGCUAUCAAGAUGCUUGCUCGGACUAUCACUAUCAAAUUAAAGGUUCGCCAUCCCGAUGCACCGAAGGAAACUUCAAAGUUCAUGGGUCACGGCAUAUGUGAGGACAAGGCUAGGUCCUGUACCCUUGGCCAAGCCACUGACGAUCUCCAAGUACUGCAGAGGGAGAGCAAGAAACUCCUGAAGGAAUUGCAGGUCCCAGCUGUGGACAUGAGAGGGGUUGGUAUUCAGUUGAGCAAGCUCAGCUCAUCUACCCAAGCAGGAAGCCUGCCUAGUAAAUCCAUUGCCGCUUUCAUGACGAAACCCAAGCCUGCUGACACCGCACCCGACCCUGAUCCUCAGAGAGUCACCGAUCAGUCAAUCAGCCCUUCGGAAGCAGCUUCAGCUGCAGCUUCCACUCCAUCGGGUUCCAAAUCCAAAGUCAGGACCAUGCUGAACUUUGUCUCCAAGCGGCCGGCAGACGCCGAAGCGGUUGCCGAGAAGGCGGAUGCUGCAGAAUCUCCUUCAAAGACACCACGGAAGAAGCGGAAAUCGGUUCUCCCUCCCCUGCCGUUUAUGCCUGGUCCUGCAGGGCCGAAGUCCAGUCACCUCUCAAAUAAUUUAGCGCUUCCAUCCCCUUCUCAGAUCGAUAUGUCAGUACUACAAGAACUUCCAAAAGACAUACAGGAGCAGAUCCUGGAGAGCUACAAGGGACAGAAACCAAGUCAUUCUGCAAGCAGCAGAGAUGCAUCUGAACCAAGCACUUCAUCUGGCAUCACAGAUUCGAGCAGGUGGGACCAAGGUGUGAUCGGGUCUGUGCCUCCGCAUAUCUUGGAAGAACUGAUCCAGGAUGAUCCCAACCAGGGAAUGUCGUCACUGGGUGUGGUCGAAGCUCUUCCAUCAUUCUCUCAGAUUGAUCCGUCAUGUCUCGAGGCUCUCCCUGCCGAUCUUCAAGAGGAGCUUAGAUCAGCUUAUCGUGGGAAGCAGGCAACUGGUCAGCCUGAACCAGAGCCAGAGAGAGAAGUCAGGAAGAUAGAGACUAGAUCCCAGAACAGAUCACCGGCCAAACCCAGCCCAGCCAAGAGCCCUUUCAAGAUCAGGAAAAGAGGAAGGCCAAAGAAAGGAAGUCCUUUUGGUAAAGCUAACAACCCCAAGCGACCUCGGUGGCAGAUGGACAUACAACAGAUGAUAACUCGAAACCAGACUCCGCCCAAGCCAUCAGCCGGAGGUCAGCGACAGGAGGCAAUGUCGCCUAGCAACAGCGGUCCUCAGCCUCAAAGGAAUGAAGAGAGGAAUCUCAAAGAAGAUGAGAAUAGGACGGAGGAGGACAAAGUGGAGAGAAGUGUUGAAGAUUCGGAAGUCAAUCUUUGUGGUGCCGUGGAAUUAUGGGAUGUGAAAGUACUUCUAAAGGAAUGGAUAGCAUCAACCAACGAUCCAGUCGAUGAAGAUAUAGGAUUCAUAGUUCAGUAUUUGAGAGAGCUGAUCUUGGACAGGAACCUUGAAAUGGUUGACCAUGUCAUGAGAAGUCUCAUUAGAUCGGUGAAACGGCAAGGAUCUGGCCCUUGGCUGGAGGCAGUCGAAGUGGUGGUAUCUCGGAUACAGCACACAAUGGGUCAAAUAUACAACGUCCGUCUCAAGAUUGCCCCAUCAUGAAACGUCCUGUCAUAGAAAGGGCUUGGACCUACAUGUACUUCAACUUUACUAGAAUUCCAGUCCUGGUAAGCUUUUCUUUCGAUGAAACACGAUGCUACUUCAGGUCAAGUAAAUUCCACUAUUAGGCUUU
Messenger RNA from Lytechinus variegatus (green sea urchin), 3795 nucleotides. RefSeq names its product DNA repair protein REV1-like (gene rev1). Lineage: Eukaryota; Metazoa; Echinodermata; Echinoidea; Temnopleuroida; Toxopneustidae. The transcript has 15 exons. The record is from RefSeq and is a predicted model, not a curated record. Gene Ontology annotation, cellular component: nucleus. Gene Ontology annotation, molecular function: damaged DNA binding; deoxycytidyl transferase activity; DNA-directed DNA polymerase activity. Gene Ontology annotation, biological process: error-prone translesion synthesis; error-free translesion synthesis. The coding region runs from base 48 to 3665 and encodes 1205 amino acids.